AUGCGAGGCCAUCAAAGGAGCCUAGUUGAAUCUCAUCUCGACUUGGGCCUGUCAAAGCUGCCUUUAUCAUUACAUCCAGCCAUGAUUGUUUCCCAUGGUGUAGCCGUUGCAUUGCUAGCAGGACUACUCCGCGAGAGCGAGGUGAGCAUACUAAGUAAAUAUAUCGAUGGGGUAGCCCUUGUAAAUGUCAUCGUGCUGGCUGCCGAUGCCAAAUGGUCAGAAGUCGAUGUCCCAUCUUCCAACCCCUCCGGUACGGUAGACUUCAAAGGCCGUGAGUUGUUGUGGCUACGGUCAGAAAAGAACUCCGUUAGAAGAAUCUGGUCGUUCCUCCCCAAUUCGAUCGCACCUUCCAACUCUACUGCUUUCCAUCUCAACAGCUUCCACCUCCAGACGGCGCUCCUCCUCAUAGUCCCCAUAGACAACACCACAGAUAACACUGGACAGACUCUCUUGCCUCCUGUACCAUCGAUUCAAUCUGCGAUACACACGCCCUCUUUUCGUUCACAAUCAUUCAUAAUGACCCGAAAUUCUAAGCCUUCAAUACCUAGACGUCGACCCGGCUACAGCAAAGUCAAGGUAGUGGACCUUGUCGCUGAUCUGGCAAGACGCGGCCUGCCUACCACGGGCAAAAAGCCAGACCUGAUUGCGCGUCUUGAGGAGGAUGACAGAAAUCAGGCUGAAGCGCGGUUCAGUACUGCCCUUGAGUCGCCCCAGGAUGCAGCCCACGCUUUUGGGCUUUCGCGCAUACCAACAGAGACCUUUACGGCAUAUCACACAGCAUACACCGGCAAACCUGUGACCGCUAACGGCAAGUUUCACCACUUUGAGAGCAUCACAGACGAGUCGCAUCGACAGCGGGGUCAUUGGUGUUUUGAAUCUGUACAAGACGAUCAUAGAGCGCUCGCUCGCCACAUGUUAACACCGGAGGCCAUACUGGUCGAGCAGGAUCGCAGCGGAGACACCUCCUUCGAUGAGAUCAUCCUGCGAUGGAUGCCGGGUUCCGACGAAACAGAAAUGAAAGCCGGCCUGGUAGGGCCAGCAAGUUCUCACUUGAGGACAUUGUACACAUUAAAGAAGAUUACAGGACAACCCUUGUCAUUUCGAGGGCAAACACCGGUGUACCCUAUCAGCCAGGAUCCACGGGUCAAGCAAUACUGGGCCACAUAUAGUUCGCCACAUUCAAAAGUCUCUACUGACGCCGCAGCCGUCGAUUCUUCAAAUACCAUGAAUUCCACAAUAUCCCGAGGAACUCAAUCAGGCCCUAGCAAUACUUCAGGUUCGUUCCACGAUACAAACCUGGCCCCCAAGCCUUCAAGUUUGUCGCAUGGAACGCCCAAUACUCCAAAGGCUCUCUCCCCGCUGAAGCCACCCAAUGACUUUGGCUUUUCAGAGCCACAUCAGCCAAUUGCCUCGCCUUCCACACCCGUAGCCCAUGGACCCUCGACGUCUACUGUGCGCGUCAAGAAUUCGAAAACAUUGGACAAGGCCGCUACACAUAAUAAACAUGGUGAGUUUACACCCGCCGGAACUGAGCACCAUGGAGUAGAUUCUGCUCCACAGGUCCUACAGAUGGAAUUGCUAGGCGGCCCUGAAGUCUUUCCCGCAACCAAAGGACCAGUCACACCUGACUUCCUCAAUGACGGACCAAUCCCAUCAUCACAUUACACUGCGCUGUCUACGCGAGACGCAUCGCUCCCAGUCAGCCCCGAGCACGCGCUGCUACAACAGUCCGUGUCCCCCCCACAACACCCUGCACCACCACCUCGAAGUUAUGAGGAAGCGCCUCAAUGUGAUCUCGAGGAGUGGGGAGGUAUGGAGCAGAUUGAGAAAGAUCUUGCAGCUCUUAUUGCAUCCGAUGCUGUUUUGGAGGAUACUGAGCAUGUCGAUGUGCGUGCUGGUGAUACAUUACGCACAGCAAGUUUGACUUCUUUCGUCGAUACCAGCGAAAGCAAGAAGGGCAACACGGACCCCAAUGAAGCGAAAUCAUCCCAACUUUCGGUUAGCUCUAGCAAUGCGCCUAAUAGCCCAAGUUCUGUCGCAGAUGAUGAACGAAUUGUCAUUGACUGCGAGGGCGACAUUGGCGUGGUUCAACCCAUGAGCCCACCUGCAAUAGAACCAGAUAUACACCCCCGGUCCUCAGCAGGCUACCUUGACAUACCAUGCAUGGACUGCGGCUUGAUGGAGAUAGAAGGCCAUGCCUUCGAUUGCCAUAUUGGCAACAUUAUCUUCUCAGACAAGCUAACCUUCCUCGACUACCGCCGCAUUGCUGACGCCGUUGAGUACUUUGAUCCUGGUCCGUGGACUACACACUUCGAUCCUUACCCCACCCCGCCGCCUGAGGACCCGGAGGCGCAGAUUAUUGGCAUGGCAGAUGUAAUACGCAACGAAGAAUCAUACAAGAAUGAUGAGGAGUUACAUAGUCUUCCUGACUCAAUGAUGGUGUUGUUAUGGGCUUUGAGAUCACUUCCAGGCGUUAAAGUACUCAGAGAGUAG
Molecule: messenger RNA, 2493 nt
Organism: Plenodomus lingam JN3
Lineage: Eukaryota; Fungi; Ascomycota; Dothideomycetes; Pleosporales; Leptosphaeriaceae
Source: RefSeq, a predicted model, not a curated record